This is a messenger RNA of Lolium perenne, 606 nucleotides long. Its product is annotated as putative F-box/kelch-repeat protein At1g12870. NCBI's taxonomy places the organism in Eukaryota, Viridiplantae, Streptophyta, Magnoliopsida, Poales, Poaceae. The record is from RefSeq and is a predicted model, not a curated record. Gene Ontology annotation, molecular function: protein binding.
AUGCCAGACGACCUUGUAUCGGAGAUCCUGGUCCGACUCCCAGUGAAACCUCUCCUGCGGUUCAAGUCCGUGUGCAAGGCCUGGCAUGCGACCAUCUCCAGCCGAUCCUUCACCAGCACGCACCUCCAGCGCGCAGUGUCCGACCACCAGCGCCAUCCGCGUUUCCUGCUCACCCCGUAUUUCCUCGCGAAAGGGUCGACCAACAUCAGCCUGUACACAUGGCAAAAGGGUCAAGCCAGCACAAGCCUCAAGUACACGCUGAACUUCUUCGAGGGGGCUUCGGUGCAAGUUUACCUGCUUGGACAUUGCAACGGGCUCGUGCUGGUUCCCACGAGCACCAAAAUGUACGUCCUCAACCCCUCCACCAGGGAGCUUCUUACGCUGCCCGAGAGCAUCCGCAGCGUGUUGCAGCCGUCCUCCAUAUGCCGCAACGUUGUUGGUUUUGGUCUCGAUUCGUUUACAAACAAGUACAAGGUCGUUCGGUUCUUCAACUACUCAACGAAUGAGGCACGGAUGGGAAUGGAGAUUUGUACGAUCGGUGAAACCGGCAGAGUGGCGCUGCCGCGGCAGCUAACCGAAGUCGGUGCACAGAAAGAAGCAGGCUGA